Molecule: messenger RNA, 601 nt
Organism: Jaculus jaculus (lesser Egyptian jerboa)
Lineage: Eukaryota; Metazoa; Chordata; Mammalia; Rodentia; Dipodidae
Gene: Fxyd1
Product: FXYD domain containing ion transport regulator 1
Exons: 8
Coding region: 152-430 (92 amino acids)
Biological process (GO): regulation of sodium ion transmembrane transporter activity; monoatomic ion transport
Cellular component (GO): membrane
Molecular function (GO): sodium channel regulator activity
Source: RefSeq, a predicted model, not a curated record
AGCAGCCCGGGGCAGGAGAGCCAGGACUGCACAGCACACGGGGAGUCCCACUGCGGACUGGGAGGCAGGCGGGGCUGGGGCGCGCCCCCUGCUUGGAAGUGUCUGCCUCCACCUGCCCGUGGUGUCCUGCCUCCCUUGCUAGGCUAGAACAAUGGCGUCUCUCAGCCCCAUCUCGGUUGUCCUCGUGGGUCUCUUUGCCAUGGCCAGCACAGAAGCACCACCGGAACACGACCCAUUCACCUAUGACUAUCAGUCACUGAGGAUCGGAGGCCUAACCAUCGCUGGGAUCCUUUUCGUUCUGGGCAUCCUCAUCAUCCUCAGCAAGAGAUGCCGGUGCAAGUUCAACCAGCAGCAGAGAACUGGAGAACCUGACGAAGAGGAGGGAACUUUCCGCAGCUCCAUCCGCCGUCUGUCCUCCCGCAGACGGUAGACCCGCUACGUGGUGCGAAGGAACCCGGCCAGGAUCCCCUUGGGUGCCUGACGCCUCCUCCUACCCACCUGCGCGCUGCUGCAGCCGCCUGGACCAUCCCCAUCCCUGGCCCUGCUCCAGCGACUCCCCUAGCCGCCCAGACUUCCAAUAAAACCUGCUUUUCUCUCUCAA